AAAGUCUCUGAGGUCUGCACUGAUCAUCUCAUCUGAAUCCCAUCCGAUAAUAUGGAUCACUUUCUCUCUCUACUCCUCUUCUCUCUCCUCACCCUCUCCGUCGCGGCGGAGACCGCCGGCGAGGACCCGCUGAUCAGGCAGGUGGUUGGCGGUGGCGUCCUCUCCGACCACGACCACUUUACUCUUUUCAAGACCAAGUACGGCAAGUCGUACGCCUCCCAGGACGAGCACGACUACAGGUUCAAGGUGUUCAGGGCCAACCUCCGCCGCGCUAGGCGGCACCAGGAGCUCGACCCGUCGGCUUUCCACGGAGUGACGGAGUUCUCCGAUCUGACCCCUUCAGAGUUCAGGCGGAACUUCCUAGGACUCCGGAGCAAGCUCAGGUUGCCGAAGGAUGCGAAUCAGGCUCCGAUUCUCCCGACUGAUAGCCUCCCAGAGGAUUUCGAUUGGAGAGACCGCGGAGCUGUCACCGGCGUCAAAAAUCAGGGUUCGUGUGGAUCGUGCUGGAGUUUUAGCGCCACAGGAGCCCUGGAAGGUGCUCACUUCCUUGCUACUGGGGAUCUUGUCAGUCUCAGCGAGCAGCAGCUUGUGGACUGUGAUCACGAGUGUGAUCCUGAUGAACCAGGAUCAUGUGACUCUGGCUGCAACGGGGGCUUGAUGAAUAGCGCUUUUGAGUACACCCUCAAAGCCGGUGGUCUUAUGAGGGAGGAAGACUAUCCUUACACAGGCAAAGAUCGUGGGGCCUGCAAAUUUGACAAACCCAAGAUCGCAGCAUCAGUUGCAAACUUCAGUGUCGUCUCCCUCGAUGAAGACCAAAUUGCUGCAAAUCUUGUCCAAAAUGGUCCUCUUGCUGUGGCCAUCAAUGCAGUCUUCAUGCAGACGUAUAUCGGAGGAGUCUCGUGCCCAUACAUAUGCUCGAAGAGAUUAGACCACGGGGUCCUGUUGGUCGGGUACGGGGCAGCUGGUUACGCUCCAGUUAGAAUGAAGGACAAGCCCUACUGGAUAAUCAAGAACUCAUGGGGCGAGACCUGGGGUGAGAGCGGCUACUACAAGAUCUGCAGGGGCCGAAACGUGUGCGGGGUUGACUCUAUGGUGUCCACUGUUGCUGCAGUUCACACCGGUUCGCAUUGACAGUAGCAGGCUGAUUUUAUUACCAUCACUAUUAUUCACUGGGUGGUUUGGGUUCUCUGUAUAUAGGGCGCAUAUAAACGUAAUUAUUGAUACAGAACCUUGAUAUCGCUUGCUAUAGUUUGGUAAUUGUCGGACAGCGUACUCGGAUCAAUACAAUUACUAUGUUGGAAUAUGGUCUAGUAACUUAUUAUCGAAGACAAUUAUGUGUUUAUGCGGAA
Punica granatum (pomegranate) is the source of this 1349-nucleotide messenger RNA. Lineage: Eukaryota; Viridiplantae; Streptophyta; Magnoliopsida; Myrtales; Lythraceae. The record is from RefSeq and is a predicted model, not a curated record.